This is a messenger RNA of Triticum turgidum subsp. durum (durum wheat), 687 nucleotides long. Lineage: Eukaryota; Viridiplantae; Streptophyta; Magnoliopsida; Poales; Poaceae. The record is from the annotation of a GenBank genome assembly.
AUGGAAACUGCCCUAAAUCAGUACGCCACACUCCAGGACCCUGGUCGCCAAGUGAAGCAAUGGGUAUCUCUGGUGAGGGAGUUAGCCUACGAUACCGAGGGUCUGUUUGACAAGUUCAUGCGCCACCUCGGCAAUGGCAACCGCCAUGAUGGCGGCUACAAGGAGUUUUUUCGCAAAGCUGCUCGGCGUCUAAAGACGCUUGGAGCUCGACAUGGGAUCGCCAGCCAAAUCGAAGACUUGAAGCGUCGUAUCAAGGAUGUGAAAGACCUCAAGACCAGUUAUGAGCUACCUGGCACUGAUUGUAGCAUGGCGCGCCAUGCCACUGUAGAUCCCCGGCUGGCUGCUCUUUUUGCUGGGGAGGAAAACCUUGUUGGUAUUGACGGUCCAAGAGAUGAUCUUGCCCAGUGGAUGGAAAAAGGAAACAAUCAUCGUCGCAAGGUCUUGUCUAUUGUGGGCUUCGGUGGAUUGGGAAAAACAACACUAGCAAAUGCAGUAUAUCACAAGAUUCAAAGGCAUUUUGAUUGUCAUGCUUUUGUCUCAGUCUCCCAACAGCCAAAUCCAAAGAAAAUUAUCAGGAGUGUGAUCUCACAAGUGCCCCACAACUCUGAAUUCACAAGAGAUAUGGACACUUGGGAAGAAUGGCAAUACAUUACAAAGCUAAGAGAACUACUACAAAACAAGAGGUAA